Messenger RNA from Hippocampus zosterae (dwarf seahorse), 1029 nucleotides. Its product is annotated as beta-1,3-glucan-binding protein-like. The record is from RefSeq and is a predicted model, not a curated record. Gene Ontology annotation, molecular function: hydrolase activity, hydrolyzing O-glycosyl compounds. The transcript has a single exon. NCBI's taxonomy places the organism in Eukaryota, Metazoa, Chordata, Actinopteri, Syngnathiformes, Syngnathidae. Gene Ontology annotation, biological process: carbohydrate metabolic process.
AUGAUAAUCCUGAUUGUAUCCCUGGCCGGGGCAGCAGAGCACUUGGUGUUCGAGGACAACUUCGACUCCCUCAACCUCAGCAACUGGGCCCAUGACAUCACCAUGAGCGGCGGCGGCAACUGGGAGUUCGAGCUCUACGACAACAACCGCUCCACCUCCUUCGUCAGGGACUCUGCCCUCCACAUCCACCCCGUCCUCCUCGAGGACAGGAUCGGAGAGGCCAAGGUGCGCGGCGGCUACCGCAUGGACAUGUGGGGCGGCGGAGACUCAGACCGGUGCACCGGCAACCGGUUUUACGGCUGCGAGCGGAUUAGCGACGGGGCGCACAUCCUCAAUCCGGUCCAGUCGGCCUUGCUCAAGUCUAAGAGGGCCUUCAAGUACGGGAGGUUCGAGAUCAGGGCCAAAUUGCCCAAGGGAGACUGGCUCUGGCCAGCAAUCUGGCUGCUUCCGAAGGAGGCCUAAUACGGAGGGUGGCCCGCCAGUGGUGAGAUCGACAUCAUGGAAUCGAGGGGCAAUCUCAACUACCCUAACGGAGGUGUCGAGUCUUUCUCCUCGACCCUGCACUGGGGCCCCGACUUCUUCUCGAACAGGUACGACAAGACCCAUGCCGAGCACAAGCACUCGGCCCCCCUCUCUGACGACUACCACGUCUACGGACUGUACUGGGACGCCAACCAGAUGUACACCUAUCUGGACAACGACACCAACCGCGUGCUGUAGCUGAAGGUCAACUAGUCUUUCUGGGAGCGUGGGCAGUUUGAAGACGGUCGGGACAACCCCUGGCAGGGCGGGUCCAAGGCUGCGCCUUUCGACCAGUCCUUCUACCUGAUCCUCAACCUGGCAGUGGGCGGCACCAACGGCUACUUCCCGGAAGGCGUGGGGAGCAAGCCUUGGUCCAACAACAACGAGUUCGCGUCCAGAGACUUCUACAACGCUAAGGGUCAGUGGUUCAGCACCUGGACCCAGGACUUCAUGGUCGACUGGGUCAAGGUCUACCACCUCACUCCCACUCAGGGCGCAGACCAAUGA